AUGGCCGACAGUUUCCACGAUUAUAACGGGCUUGCCUCGACGACGCGGCCAGUUCGCAAGAAGUUUGCCAAACCGCCUGUGAAGUGUGUCAGCAAAGAUCGUGAAUGCUCAUAUCUUCCUAGCAAGAGAGGCGGUCCACGGAAAAAGAAGGAAAAGACUUCUGACUCGCCAGAGAAAGAGUCUAGGCAAGAUGAUGCGCAAUAUGGUACUAUGCCUUCGCCCCGGGAGUUCGAAGAUGCAUCGGGGAUGUUUAGUCAAAUCGAUGAUCUCGCCCUACCUGGUGCAGGGUUGCGACAUCUCGAUCUCCAAUCCGAAACGCCAUUCAUGUUCCAGGGUUUCUUCACUGGCGAAGGGCAAUCACAUAUGCAAGUGCCUCCGAUGCCGCCGUCCAUGACCAGCUCCCAGUCCUUCGUUAGGACCUAUGGAAGUGAACCGGAGAUAUUGAACGCUUAUUAUGAUUUCAUCCAUAAUUAUUUCCCUAUUCUACCACCACGGGUCUCACCACCAUGCCGAGAUCGACCCUUGAAUGUCCCCGUUCCAGGUUCUAAUACACCCGAACCGAUGAUGAUGUAUCGACCCAGAUCACCGUUAAGUCUUGCAAUCUCCGCAAUCCUGGCUUUGAUCCCGCACCCAAGGGAUCUCGAACCAUCUUCUGCAGCAUCUAUCAUUCAACGCAGAGCCUACGCGCACAGGUUCGCCCAGCUUGCAAAUUCAACUAUCGAAGCCGAGUGUGAUCUUGACUUGUCGGCAACUGACCCCGGUCAGGCAUUGUCUGCAGCACGGCCUUUUGUUACACGGGAAAGGUUCCAUUCUAGGACGCCUGUGGACCUCGAGAGUCUUCUUGCCUUGUUGAUUCUUUCGGUAUAUGAAUAUGCGCAAAGGGGGAAUUUGCUUAAGAUGAGAUAUCGGGCUGGUCAGGCCUUGGCAAUUGCUUUGGACAAGUCGCUUUAUGCGCAGAUGGGAAAUGAUGAUGUUUCAGAAGCUAAACGGAGAGCUUGGUGGUUGACGUAUUAUUGCGUUAUGCAAGGGUCUAUUGUGAGCACGACGAUGCCUGCCAUUGUCAUUAAUGACCCCCAGUUUACGACACCAUACCCAACCUUCUCGUCUGAUACAGAGGGUUGGUCGAUUUUGAUACAGGCCCAACAAGUCCUGGUAUCAGCAACACAAUUCAUUGGAGACCUCAAUAAGUGCCUUACUUCGCAAUCAGGCCUGUACUAUAUGUUCGAACGCAUGCAACAACUGGAUGCAUGGACAACCGCUGUAAUCACUCAAGCAGAGUUACUUCCCAUCAUGCCCCAAUCAUCAGACUUCGGGGACCAUAACGAAUCCAUUACAGCGCUAAGCAUACGCGCAAUAGCCCGAAUCAAACUAGCCAGUGCCCAAAUCAAAACGCACCGCUUCCGAGCCUUCUCCGAAAUCCCAAUCUUCAUAAAGCGACACUGCGACCUAACAGCCGCAAACCCAAACACAACAACCUCGAACGAAAAACGCACCCUACCAAACUCAGGCAUAACCAAUGUAACCUGCUCCUGCAGCAACCUAGGCACGUUCCGCCGAGCCGCCUCAUCAGAAUACAUGACUCCCUCUGAUUCCUCAACAACAUCCUCCGAAAUCCACCCAGACAUGAACACCUACGCACCCCAAUACUCGCAAUACCCCUUCGCCUCGAGUUUCCCCUACAGCACGCAACAAUCAGCCAAAAUCUGUCUCCAGGCCGCUCUCGUUAUUUCUCGCAUGUUCCAGAGCUUGCCUGUUCCCGAGCCGCUCACUGAUAAUCAGCAGCAGCGGCACAGCCCAUUGCCGAGGACUAUGCCUUCGUUCGCGUGCUGUCUUAUGCAGAGUAGCUAUGCCAUGUUCAUGAUCUUUUAUAAGGCUCGUGUGGCGAAGCAGCUGUCUCUUGAUGCGGAUAAUGAGCAGAGUGGUGAUUCCACUGGGCAACUUAUUGAGGAGUUGAAACAGGGGUUGCAGCGGAUUGUUGCUGCUGUUUCGAAUUAUUCGCUUGCUUUUGAGGCGAUGGAUGGGAUGAGAGUAUUUUAG
Molecule: messenger RNA, 2037 nt
Organism: Penicillium arizonense
Lineage: Eukaryota; Fungi; Ascomycota; Eurotiomycetes; Eurotiales; Aspergillaceae
Exons: 9
Coding region: 1-2037 (678 amino acids)
Source: RefSeq, a predicted model, not a curated record